UGUCGAAAAGAUAAGGUUUUUCUGCUAGUAUAAAAUGUUUCGAUCAUUUCAUGCAUUUUAUGUUCCGGCGAUUUUAGUGAUUUUAAUAAUCAAAGGAAGAAUUGGUUUCUCAGGUAUACGCAGGUUUAAACAAGAGCAAAAUGAAAUUUCUUAAUGCAGUCAUAUUAUUAAUCAUACCUCUUGUUCACGGAAUGGCAAUUAGGCCGUAUCAAGUUGGUAUUAAUAAUGACCCAGACUUCGAAAAAUUCUUACGAGAAUCUAUCGAAAACUUUCGGGCUAUUAUGUCUAAAGGGCUUCCAGAAAUUGGCCUGCCAGUCCUAGACCCUUUGCAUGAAACUGAUAUCAACUUCAACUUCAAUGAAGAAAUGGCUGCUGUGAAUCUUAAACUCCUGGAAAUGAGGGUUGACGAAUUAUCCAAAUUCGCUAUUGAAAACAUUCAGGCUGAUACAGAUAUGUCUUUCCAUGUCGAAGUUCUCGUUUUCGGAAUACCCUCCUUUGGCGUCUAUAAUGUACAAGGAACCGUUGCAAAAAUAUUACCUUUGUGGGGAAAUGGAAAUUUCAGCAUUAAUGUGACAGAAAUCGACAUUGUUAUUGAAGGAAAGUUCAUUUCUGUAAACAACAAUUUACAGCUCAAAAAUCUGAAUCUGGAUCUAAGAUGGAACGACCUGGGUAUAACUCUGGACAACUUCCUAGGAGGAGGCGACUUCUCAAAAACCGUGCAGAAGAUGUUGCCAAAACUCACAAAGAAUGUUUUUGAAAUGUACAGAAAUGACAUUUUAAAUUACGUGGACUCAUUUCUGCUUGAGAAAAUAAACGAAAUACUUCGACUUCCUGGUAUUUUUGACACUACAAAAAAACAUCAUAAUAGUUAAAACAACAAGCCUCAUCAUGGCACAAAAGUUUAAGUAUGUAGUUUGGAGUCAUAUAAGCUUGUGCGAAUAUGACACAAUGAUACUGUAAUAUAUAUGUAAAUGCCUGCUUACUUUUUAGAAUCAAUUAAGUAUUACUUGAUGGGCAACCUAUCUGGUUCAUAAUAUAUAAGAGAGAUACAUUCUUUUCUCAGUAUAAACUAAGUGUUUCUUUUGAAAAUGUAGUUAUAGUUAAUGUGUCUCAACUAUGUGCUGAAUUCAGCAAUAUGUGUUCUGUAACAUAUUAUAUUAUGCAGCUGCUUAUGUGUGGUAAUAAAAUUUGGUUUU
Messenger RNA from Uloborus diversus, 1196 nucleotides. RefSeq lists its product as uncharacterized. The transcript is spliced from 4 exons. NCBI's taxonomy places the organism in Eukaryota, Metazoa, Arthropoda, Arachnida, Araneae, Uloboridae. The record is from RefSeq and is a predicted model, not a curated record. Bases 141 to 872 code for a protein of 243 amino acids.